UACUCAUCGCCCCUUCACAUUUAUUGCGGAGCACAUUCUUCUUUCUGCCUGCUGCGUUGAGGAAUCGAUUGGGUCAGUUGAAGUCUGUCUCUGUAGUACGUUGCACGACGAAAAAGUUGUUUUUGAAAGGUUAAACAAUUGAAAUUGGACCACCUUGAAGUUGGAAUUUGAAUUUGAGUCUUGCCUUGUUUGUGGAACGAAAAAUAAUUCGACAUUGCCUUUGGCCUGCUGAAAAGACAGGGCUUUUGAUUCUGUGCGCCCCAAUUUUGUGCGAUUUUAGUUCAAUUUCAGUCAUCUUAUAUGACUUUAUUGAGAAGUACAGGGUUACCUGACUCCCUUGGGACGCCGUGUUCGCCAAACUCAGUCUUACAUAUAGACUCAUGCAGUCGGUCGUUGAUAUCUUUUCAACGUCAGGAACCGAUCGAUUAUAGAUCUUCUAAAUUUUCUAGCAGUCGUCACCGCAAAUUACAACCAUUGCGGCAAUCUUGAAACCUCGUUAUUGGACCAUCUUGAGGUCCGGGAAUCCGCACAACACGAACAGCAAAACAAGUUCAAUAGUAGUCAUUCGCACCUGCACCACGACGACGUCGCCUACUUUAACAACAAACUACGCGACGGGUGGCAGGAAACACCGCUACCAAAAUUCGAGAUUUUACAACCCACCUUUAUCAUAUGAUAUUCAGUUUUUCAAAUUAUUUAAUUCCCUUUCCUUUUGAAUGCAAGUGAUAAAGUGAGUGCCCUUCUUUUUGGCUAACUUACUGGGUCUUUUGAUACUAACUUUUCAUUUCAUUUCCCAAAAUAACUAAACAUUUCUCUUACACAGUAGAAACAAAAUUAGAAUUUUCCUCAAUUCUUGUCCCCAAAAAUUGUCAACGUUUUACCACGUCUAAUUAAUUUUCGCAUUACUACUUAAAAAUUCACGUGUCACUUGGCUCUUCAAGCGAAAGAAAUUACAAAUAGAUCACCUAUUGAAUUUUUAUUGAGGUUGACAAAAAGAUCAAUCCAGGCUUCAAUAUGAGUCUCAACGUGAAUCGCACCAUUGCCGACGUCUUCUAUCGGUACAAAAUGCCCAAACUCCAAGCCAAGGUUGAGGGGAAAGGAAAUGGAAUUAAAACCGUCAUUGUCAAUAUGGUGGAUGUGGCCAAAGCGCUUGGACGUCCUCCAACUUACCCGACUAAAUAUUUUGGCUGUGAGUUGGGUGCCCAGACCCAAUUUGACUUCAAGGAUGAACGAUAUAUCGUGAAUGGGUCGCAUGAAGCCGUGAAGCUCCAGGAUUUGCUGGAUGGGUUCAUUAAAAAGUUUGUCCUUUGCCCUGAAUGUGACAACCCUGAAACAGUUUUGGGUGUACAAGCAAAAAAAGAAGUUCUCACCCAAACUUGCAAGGCUUGUGGAUACAAUGGAGUUAUCAAAGGUGGGCAUCGACUCAUCAAUUACAUCAUCAAGAACCCUCCAGAUACAAAUCCGGCUACUCAAGGUGCAUCCCUUACUCAACGGAAGCGCAAAGAAAAGGGGAAGGCUCAAAAUGGAGGUGACAGCCCACGAGCUGAAGAUGAUGAUGACGACUGGAAUGAUAACUGGGAAGAUUCUAAUGGAAAACAGAACGGAGACAAUGACGAUGACUGGUCUGUGGAUGUAAGUGAAGAAGCUGUACGUCGGCGACAACAAGCUCUUAGCGAUGGUGUGAAAGGGCUUACUGUUUCGGACGAUCUGGAAAAACCUGAAAAGGAUCGCAUGGAUAUUUUCUACAAGUUCUUACAGUCCAAGAUAAAAUCUGACAAUAAAUUGGAUGACAAGGAGCUUCUCAGCGAGGCUGAGCGAUUGGAUAUUCGCCAAAAAGCGGCGAUUGUGCUCGUUGAGUUGCUUUUGGACAGUAACAUCAUUCAGCAGCUAAAGACCCAUAGAGUGGUUUUCCUGCGAUUUUGUCAUCAGAGUUCCAAAGCCCAAAAAUAUCUAAUUGGUGGAGUUGAGCAAGUCAUCAACCAAUAUAAAGAUAGCCUUCUUCCAAAAGUUCCGCUGAUCUUCAAGGCUCUAUAUGACCAAGACAUUGUUGAAGAAGAAGUGCUGAUUGAUUGGGAUUCAAAAGUGAGCAAAAAAUAUGUCAGCAAAGAAAUGAGCACCGAUAUUCACAAUAAAGCGGCUCCUUUUAUCAAGUGGCUCAAGGAAGCCGAAGAAGAGAGUUCUGAUGAUGCUCCUCCAAGUGACGAUGAUGAUGUCGAGAUCGAAUAUGACGACCGUGCAAAGAUUUCCAGCAUUCAAGCUCAGCCCAAACCACAACCUGAUAAGCCGAAAGAAGAACUGGAUGAUUUGGACAUUGACGCUAUUUAAGCAAUGGCAUUCAAAAUAAUGGAAUCACCAAAAUUGAUUGACACACUAACUACUCUCACUUACAUUAUCAAAUCGAAAACAAGCAAACAUACUGUACUCUGCUGAUUAUUUCCUACAAUUACUUGCAAAGAUCAUAUUCUUGAAAUUUAAUAGUUAAUCUGCGACAACCACACGGCUUUACUAACAAGUUACAAAUUUGGUCUGGUCACGCCUGUAUUAAUAAACUAUAUAUUGACAAUUAGGUAUAGUUAGUCAAUGUAAUAAAUCCACUGUUCGUUUUCCUGUAUUAGUUUUGAAAACAAUUCCUUGUCCUCUACACAGUUUUUUUUAAUUUGACACCUGUACAAAUUAUUAUCAAACAUUUGGUUUAUCUGUUUUUACUAUGCAUAACCAUUGAAAUACGAUAACCCAUGGGUGAUAACUUCCCUGAUUCAUUUGUACUUAUUUACUUACUACCAGAUACCCGACUAUGUGAACUUGAACAUGAAUUAUUAGUUUUUGUUUAAACAGUUUUACAUACUAUAUAAUAAUCAUUCUUGAACACACUUACAGAAAUCACUACUCUGUACUCGAAAAUAUUCUCAAUCAAUUAAUUAAUAUUACGUAGUUUCAUUUCGGGUUAGGGAAAACUUGUAAUUGACCACAUUUCAGAAUCCUCAUUUAAUCUGUAUUAUACUUAUGGGUUUCCUUAUAUAUAUAUUACUUGUAAAAUAUAUAUCUUAUAAAAUUGUUCUUGCUUUAAAAAGCGUGUGUACUCUCGACACCACCCACCAGUAAGUAAGCCUCGUUGAAUAAAAGGAUAUUCAUUUGCAGAGAAACCAAAA
Folsomia candida is the source of this 3149-nucleotide messenger RNA. RefSeq names its product eukaryotic translation initiation factor 5 (gene eIF5). The transcript is spliced from 10 exons. Gene Ontology annotation, biological process: formation of translation preinitiation complex; translational initiation; formation of cytoplasmic translation initiation complex. Gene Ontology annotation, cellular component: cytosol. The record is from RefSeq and is a predicted model, not a curated record. The coding region runs from base 1015 to 2325 and encodes 436 amino acids. Lineage: Eukaryota; Metazoa; Arthropoda; Collembola; Entomobryomorpha; Isotomidae. Gene Ontology annotation, molecular function: translation initiation factor activity; GDP-dissociation inhibitor activity; eukaryotic initiation factor eIF2 binding.